Molecule: messenger RNA, 2355 nt
Organism: Bufo bufo (common toad)
Lineage: Eukaryota; Metazoa; Chordata; Amphibia; Anura; Bufonidae
Product: cardiotrophin-2-like
Exons: 3
Coding region: 576-1397 (273 amino acids)
Source: RefSeq, a predicted model, not a curated record
CGAGAUGGCGGAUGAUGCCGAGAGCGGGGUGAAACUCCUAGAAAGACAACGCCCCAGAUGUAACAUUGACGCCAAAAAAACGGCCUCAUUCAAGAUCUAAUAUUCUGAGGAAAUCGCUUAAACGUCAAUCCCCUAAAACAUGUGGGAAUCCCUCUACGGGAGCAAACCGCGUGCGAUAUGGAACGCGCCGCUGGCGGUUACACGGGAUUUACAUGCCACCAUGAACCAGCGCGUCGAGUGUAUUUUCCUCGCCACAGAUUUCCAUUGAAAUCAAUGUAGGCGGUUUGAGACCGGUGUCCGGAUUUCAGGUGCAGAAUCUGAACGGGAAUCGGCGCAGAAAAGGGAACGCCCAGCGGAAUCAUCCACAAGAAGCCGCCGUAAAAGCUGCUUCUGGUUUGUGCGGAUAUUGUCGCAGAUUUUACAAAGGGGGAAAACGCCAAUCUUUACAGAUUUUUUUCGCGGCCCGUGGAUGAGAUGGCGCUAUAAUACGCUGCACAUUUACCGCACACAAAUCCGAGACCUCGAGUGGAGAGGAGCUGAAAUCCACGCGUGGCCACCAAAACAACCGCGUCCUGAUGAAGGGAAUGUGUCCGAGAAACGUCUGCGGCGCGGACUGCACCCCCAGACUGUCAGCUCCUGGGGUCCACCUGUAUGGCGCCCCUGUAUGGGGAAUGUGCAGCAGGUGGCGGCAGGCGGGGGUGGGGAGGCAGGCGCUGACAUCACAGGGGAGAACUUCCAGGGAAUUUGUGUGUGGGCCAGAGGAGGAGGAGGAGGAGGAGGCCGGGAUAAAGGAGGGAAGUGCAGCUCCGGCCUCAACACUUGUGGAGUCUGCAGCCGGGAUGGAGGUCAUCACAGAACAUCUGGCUGGAAUCCCCUCACAGGACCAAGAUGGGAAGGAAGCCAAGCGGCAGGCGCAACUACUGGUCUCCAUGGCAAAGUUUGAGGCCGGCCAACUGGUGGACAGAUAUCUCAGUCAUCAAGGACCUCCGUUCUCAGACAAUGGAGCUAAAGUCCCUCAAGCAAAGGUAGAAGAUCUACCUACCCUGGAUCAGAACAACCUCCCGUCCUCUCCGUGGAAGCGCCUGAAUCUGAGCCUCCGGGCAUUCUUGUCUUUGAGAGAGUGGUUGGCUGCAGUCCAUCUCUGGCAGAGAUCCCUCAAUCCUAAAGCCUGGGAGCUUCUUGAUCUCCUGGAAAUUGCAGAGAGCAAUUCCAGAGCCAUCAGCUCCAACCUGACCGCACUACUGGGAAGGCAAGAUGUCUCCUCUCCUUCUCUGACUGCGCUUUCCACCACCAUGAAGAAAAAGGUGGCCGGGUACAUGGUGUGUAAGAGUUUUUAUGAGUGGCUCAACCAAACAGAGAGGGACCUGAUGAUCCUCCUAGCAGAAAGCCCUGUGUAGUUCUCAACCAAGAGGCCUUGUUAGACAUAAUCUUCCUAGACAGACACUUCUAGUUAGACAUGCCUACCUCAGUGAGGACACGAUUUGUAUAUUUUGAUGAUUCUUUUUAGACUGGGGUUUUUGGGGUGGAAGGAUCAAGCGGUUAGACUGUGUCUCCUUCCAAGUAGAAGCCAGGGUCUACUUGUGGCACUGGAGAGGACUACUUCCAAUGGCUAAUGGACACUUGAUGUCACUGUGCUCCUGUGUUGAGGUCCCGAGGUUCCCAGUCCACCCAUGAUAAAACGCACACAUGUGAGAGGAUCUAUAGAUCUUGAGAGGUGGUGUGUCAACACUUCACAACAUCCAAAUAUUAGGUUCUUGUGUAAAUGGAGAACUCUUCCAGUCUGGUCGUCUUCUGACCCUGCAACAUCUUCAGCUAUUGUUCCUCUUGUCGCAGAAAGUUCUAAGGUUGUAGACUUCAUUGGAUCUCCUUGAGACCUUUCUUCUAUAUACGCCCUCAGCACAGCAGCUUAAGCUCCAACCGGCCAAUGGAAUUUGGGUUCUACAAAUCUCCAUUUUCAGAUUCCCAUCAUUUAUGCAGAUCUGUGUGAUGGACAUUUUUGCCUAUGGGACUAUAUGGAUGUUCUCCACAGUCCAGGUGACUGGUUUCUCUGGUACCUGCAACUGAGAACAAUGGUAUGGUACAGAAACAGGAAGAUAAACCUGGACCAUGUGACUUGUAUCUGACCAUUUCUGUGAACUAACCGUGGACUGAAACUUGGUGUCUUAUUGCGCUUAGUCGUUGGCGGUUCUUGGCUUGACGUCUAAUCCCUGUGCACCUCAGACUGAGACUGACAAGCUGAGCCUGCUCAUGUCUGCAAUAAUCAGGCAGUUUAGAUACUAAUUAAUUCUAGAUCUGUUGUGAUUUAGAAGGUUUUAUAAUGUUUCAUAGACUUUAUAUUAAAUUUUUCUAAAGAUU